Zea mays is the source of this 1714-nucleotide messenger RNA. Its product is annotated as putative ACR family protein. Gene Ontology annotation, cellular component: mitochondrion. NCBI's taxonomy places the organism in Eukaryota, Viridiplantae, Streptophyta, Magnoliopsida, Poales, Poaceae. The transcript has 13 exons. Gene Ontology annotation, molecular function: protein-arginine omega-N symmetric methyltransferase activity. The coding region runs from base 152 to 1504 and encodes 450 amino acids. The record is from RefSeq and is a predicted model, not a curated record.
UUAUACAAAUCGGGUUUGCCGUGCGGCACUUGCGUUUUGGGUCGGGUACGGACCCGCAAAAAGAGCUCCGUCAGUUCCUCUACCUCCUCUGUAGGAGCACACUUGUUUCGGAAAGGAACGCAGAUUCACGCCACGCCGCCGCCUCAAUUAUAUGGCGCCGGCGUUCUCGGCACAGGUCCCCGCGCUCCGACGGGGAGCACUGCGCGUGCGGUGGGUCACGGCUGCGCUGUUCUCAUCGGGGAUUCUCGCCGGCAACAAGCCGAUUCUGGUGCGUGACUUCGUGAGGUCAGCGUUGUACGACCCCAACCAUGGCUACUUCUCCAAGCGGGCGGGACCGGUGGGCGUUCUUGACGCCAGCAUCCGCUUCAACCAGCUCGAGGGGAGGAGUGCAUAUAUACAGCACCUUGAUAAGCUGUAUAAGAAGCAUGAUAUCGCUUGGUUUACUCCCGUGGAGCUCUUUAAGCCAUGGUAUGCCUACACAAUAGCAGCAUCGAUUCUGCGUACAGCAAAUCUUUCAGUCCCAUUGAAGAUAUACGAGAUUGGUGGUGGCUCUGGAACAUGCGCAAAGUGCAUACUUGAUUACAUGAUGCUGAAUGCGCCACCAAAAGUCUACAAUGAUAUGAAAUACAUCUCAGUAGAGAUUAGCUCCUCUCUUGCUGAGAAGCAAUUGGAAACUGUUGGUGAAGUGCAAAGCCAUUUGUCAAAGUUCACGGUGGAGCACCGGGAUGCAAUUAACAGACCUGGAUGGGGCCGCACGGAUCCUCAUCCAUGUUGGGUGCUUAUGCUUGAGGUACUUGACAAUCUACCACAUGACCUUGUCUAUUCACCAGAUCAGGUCUCUCCAUGGAUGGAAGUGUGGAUUGAAAAAGUAAAAGGCAGUUCACAAGCUUCCGAAGUCUAUAAGCCAUUACAAGACCCAUUGAUUUCUCGCUGUGUUGAUAUUAUUGGCAUGAAUGAAGACAAAGCUUCUGUCAGUGAAAAACUAACAUUUGCUGCAAAAGGAGUUCUAUCAAAAGUAUUCCCAAAGCCUCGUAGAGCUUGGUUGCCCACCGGCUGCUUGAAACUAAUGGAUACUCUACAUCAAGCUUUACCGAGCAUGUCCCUUAUUGCUUCAGACUUCAGCUAUCUUCCAGACGUUAGCAUACCUGGUGACAGGGCUCCAUUGGUUUCAUCAAAGGAUGGGAAGACAUCAGAUCAUCGCAACUACUUUGAUGCUCAGGGUGACGCGGACAUCUUCUUCCCAACCGACUUCCGGCUCCUGGAGCAGAUCGACCAUAACUGCGCUGGCUUCUCAAAGGAGCAGAAGAAUCCCGGCGCAUUCAAACCCGUGAAGAAGAGGAGAACGAUCAUACUUGAUACUGCAGCCUUCAUGGAGGAGUUUGGCAUGCCGCUGAAGACGAGGACCAAAGACGGGUAUAAUCCGCUUCUCGACGAUUUCAAGAACACAAAGUUCUAUCUCAGCGUCCCUACACACAACGUUCCUACCCAUAGCAGGAGGAACUAGUCUUCUUUCCUUUUGCUGAUGUGUCACGAGUCAGGAAAAGACGUCUGACAGGCUAGAAUCGGUCUGUCAUUUUGAGUAGUCUGAAUUUGCAAGUUUUCUUACCUUAAGGUGCUGAAAAUUUUAUAGUUUCUCUUUUCUGUAGAACAAAGUUUUUAUUAUCAUUUUUGACAUUGAUGCAUGGGUAAUAAAAGGUGGAAGAAGACUGACUAA